Messenger RNA from Tetranychus urticae (two-spotted spider mite), 760 nucleotides. RefSeq names its product DNA-directed RNA polymerases I, II, and III subunit Rpb8 (gene Polr2H). The record is from RefSeq and is a predicted model, not a curated record. Lineage: Eukaryota; Metazoa; Arthropoda; Arachnida; Trombidiformes; Tetranychidae. Gene Ontology annotation, cellular component: RNA polymerase II, core complex; RNA polymerase III complex; RNA polymerase I complex. Gene Ontology annotation, biological process: DNA-templated transcription.
AAGUCACACUUUUGAAGCUACAUUAGCAGUCGCAGUCACUCAAAAUCACAUGUUUAUUUUUCAAACUAACCAGCUUUACUCAACCACAACCGUCUUCCUAAUUUAUCGUGUUUACAUUUAAUUAAAUUAAUAAAUAUGGCAGUUUUAUUCGAAGAUAUUUUCGAAAUCAAAGACAUUGACCCUGAAGGAAAAAAGUUCAACAGAGUCAGUCGUAUCCAUUGUGAUAGUGAAUCUUUCAAGAUGGAACUGAUUUUGGAUGUCAAUUCCCAAAUUUACCCUGUUGAAUUAGGUGACAAAUUUCGACUAAUGAUUACAAUUACCUUGCGAGAAGAUGGCUUUCCUACCGAUAAUGAAUGGUCCUCUGAAGAAACUAAAUCAGUCUUGGCGGAUUCAUUUGAAUACGUAAUGUUUGGUAAAGUCUACAGAAUUGAGGGAGAUGAAGGUCCUGGUGAUGCAUCUAGAUUAGCUACCUAUGUUUCUUUUGGAGGAUUACUAAUGAGAUUACAAGGCGACCCAAACAAUUUACAUGGUUUUCAAAUGGAUCAGAAUGUAUAUUUAUUGAUGAAAAGACUCGCUUUCUAAAUUCAUUUGUUAAAAUUCGAAUCGAAUGACCAACACUUUCACUCGUUUUCGUAUCCAUCUACAACUCAUCUUGUUAAAAUCAAAGCGCUCACCUUUCACUAAAACCAACAUUAAACCAAUAAAGAAUCAAGUAAAACAGGUUACAUAGCUGUAAUCUCAUUACUUCGGUUCAAAAUAA